Messenger RNA from Prunus mume (Japanese apricot), 1362 nucleotides. Lineage: Eukaryota; Viridiplantae; Streptophyta; Magnoliopsida; Rosales; Rosaceae. The record is from RefSeq and is a predicted model, not a curated record.
AUGGCAGGCGAUGUUGCUCAAUUUCUCAGGGAUAAGUUCCUGGCAUCUCUUAGGGAGACAGAAUCUGAAUUAUCAGGUGCUGUUCUGAUUUCUGAUUUGGGAGCAAUCAAAGAUAUUGUAAUAGAUAUAGAUACGCGAAGACUUACGGAAGAUUACUACCGUCGCUUUAUCUCUGUGCUCCUGGACCUCACCGACGCAUUGACCAAGUGCCAGGUCUUCUCACAUGAGUGGAAGAAGCAUAGUCAUCACAAGACUCAUUUAAUAGUCUUCAACCAUUUGAGUUUGAGGAAGAUUUGUUUCGUGCUAAAGAUGAAGAAGCGGCUGGGUGCAAUAAAACGCAUCUUCGAGGAUGAGUUCAUGAAAAAGAAAGAAAGAAUUUUUAACUUGAGCGAAUCAUCAAGUCGUCCUGAUCCUGAAGAGAAUUUAGAGAGCGAACUACCCGUAUUAUUACAUCGCCGUCAAAGAUUUGAGACUGUAGUUGUGGGAUUUGAUGAGCAAUUACAGAAGAUUGAUGACUUCCUUGUAGAAUCAUCGCCGUCGUCAGGUGCUGGAUUUGCGGCAGUUGGGAUAGUAGGCAUGGCAGGCGCGGGUAAGACCACUCUGGUGCGCGAGUUUUUGAGUUCGUGGAUAGUGCGAUGUAAAUUUUCUCCUAUAAUUUGGUUGUGCUUGUCGAAUAUAGUCAAAGAAAAUAAACAAGUAGAAGAAGAAAUUGAGGUCAGCAUUGUGAAAUGUAUGCUAAGUAAGUUGGACCACGAUGCCGUUGCCGAUGGAGAUGGCAUCAUCCAGGAGGAGGAGAAGACUAUAAGUAGUAAUAAUUCUGGUCAUCUCCUUGCUGCGCUCUUGGAAAGGCUCAACCAACAUUUAUCAGGUAAAAGUUAUUUGAUUGUGUUGGAUGAUGUGUGGCACAUGAACGAUUUCUACUCGGAUUUAGGACAACUACUUGAGGUUCAGGAAGGUGAUAAGAAAGUUGGGGAUCGCUUAUCGCACGGAUUGCCUAAGGGUAGUGGUGGUGCCGUCAUCGUCACUAGUAGGAUACCGGAAGUGGUUGAAGCUAUGGUGGUACAUGCGGAGGGGUCAGAUAAACAUUAUGAGAGCUUGAUUAUUUCUCUUGAGCCUUUGGACAGAGAAAGCUGCUGGAAUAUAUUUAAGGACACUGCUUUUGGUUAUCAACAACAUUUGGAAAAGGUUGAGAGUGAAAUUAAGGAUUUAUGUUAUGGUCUACCAUUGGCCGCUAGGACACUCGCAGAAAUCAUGUCCCACAACACCCAAAAUUUUGAGUAUUAUUCUCAACUUAAUUAUACAUACAGUACUUUACUUCCUCAUUUUGGUAUCGUCUUUCGAAUUAUUUACGCACCAAUAUGA